Physella acuta is the source of this 1595-nucleotide messenger RNA. Its product is annotated as T-box transcription factor TBX20. Gene Ontology annotation, molecular function: RNA polymerase II cis-regulatory region sequence-specific DNA binding; DNA-binding transcription factor activity, RNA polymerase II-specific. The record is from RefSeq and is a predicted model, not a curated record. Gene Ontology annotation, cellular component: nucleus; chromatin. Lineage: Eukaryota; Metazoa; Mollusca; Gastropoda; Physidae. Gene Ontology annotation, biological process: positive regulation of DNA-templated transcription; regulation of transcription by RNA polymerase II; cell fate specification.
AGUGAGAGGUCGAUUCUGGUAGAACUGUGUCACGCUGACCUCUGGAGCUCGUUUCACAACCUCGGCACGGAGAUGAUCAUUACCAAAUCUGGGAGGCGGAUGUUCCCAGCCCUCAAGCUCCGGAUUACCGGAUUAAAUCCAACAAAAAUGUUUCACGUCAAGCUUGAGUUUUGUCAACCUGAUACUCGCAAGUACAGGUAUAUUUAUCACAGUUCCCGGUGGAUGGUGUCUGGAUCAGGUGACACAAUGACGUCAGUACCCUGUCACGUGAUUCAGGAAGGACCAAUCAGCGGCCAGGCCAUUUGUUCACAAAUAGUUUCAUUCGAGAGACUGAAGAUGACGAACAGCGACCUCUCCAAAGCCGGGCAGGUGUCGCUAGUUUCCAUGCAGAAGUUCCAGCCGCAAGUGGUUCUGGAGGAGGUACAAGCAGACGUAGAUCGGGCGGAGAGAUACGUCAUCUUCUUCCCGCAGACGUCAUUCAUGGCCGUCACGGCUUAUCAAAACCAACAGAUCACCACGCUAAAAAUAGCCAGCAACCCGUUCGCCAAGGGGUUCAGGGAGUCUGGGAAAACCAGGGUGCCUUACGAAGCUGUCAUGGCGCACUACCCAAGCUUGCUCACGUACAAAACAAAUGGCUUUUCUCCGGGAUGCUCUCCCCUUGUGCCAGGACUUUUUCAACGAGGCAGUCUAAAUUCAGGGAAACGGUGUUUAGACCAGCGCUCGUACGCUCAUCCCUCUGAAAAAAUACCCAGAAAAGAUAUCCCAAAAUCAGCCACGAUAGAAGGUGACCUUUCAUCACUGAGCCCAACCUUCCCACAACAAUACACAUUCGCCCUGCCUGGCCAGCCUUGUCCAGUUGACCAGAGGCUGUCCCUGCUGUACAGCCAACAGCUGCUGUACGCCCAGCUCCACCAGGACAGCCUGCAGGCUUCCAUCCCCAGCUAUGACGUAACCAACGGCUCCUGUCGUCUGAACGCUUUACCACUGACGAGUAUCUUCUGCCCCUCAGCACUUUCUGGUCUCUCCGCGAGUUAUCUCAACCCUCCAGCUAAACUCUCCAAGAAAUAUUCCAAAAAUUCUUCAGACUUUUUCAAAAACAGUCCGUCACCCACUACAGCAGACGUAUCUAAGAAUUCUGUGUUAUGCACUAACAUAAAUGAAUCUAUAAGCCCCGCCCACUCAUUGAGAAACAUGUCAAAUCAAAGAACAGAAAACAGUAAUUGUAUCGCAGAACGCGGGCUGCCAGAGAACGGAUUCGACACGCCACAUCGUCACACUGAAUCUUUUCUAGAACAAUCUACCACGGACCUGAUUUUACCGCGGACAGUGCGCAAGUUCAAGGACAGAUACCGCGUGAACGGCGCGCGCAGGUCUUCGCUGAGCGAUUUAGCACUGAGAUCCUCACUACAAGCACCUCGCUGUCGAACUGAACCCACCGCCUGUAGGAGUAAAGAGAAACAUGACGGACAUGACGUCACGCGGGACCGUUACCACGUGACGGAUGACGGACAUUUAAUCGGCGCUGGAGUCCGGACAUAUUUAUUUUAAAAUGUAAUUUUUAAAAGACUAUUUAUUCAUCUGUCUCGGGGUUCUGA